Molecule: messenger RNA, 5998 nt
Organism: Oryctolagus cuniculus (rabbit)
Lineage: Eukaryota; Metazoa; Chordata; Mammalia; Lagomorpha; Leporidae
Source: RefSeq, a predicted model, not a curated record
CAAAGGGGAAAAAUUGAAAUUUGACUAAGGUUCAUCUCUGACAGCACAGGCAGCAGGGUACAGAUAAAGGAUCUGGAAGGUCCUGGAGUGUGGAGUGACCUGGGGGGAGGCAUGGUAGAAGAGGGGCUGUGGGUCAGUUGCUUCUUUUCAUCACCCCUCCCCCAUUCUCAGAAGCUCUUUGUGAUGAGGAGCCACAGUUCUGUGAUGUGUGCUAGGACCCUGGUCCCUUCUACAGAAAGGAACUCUCAGAGCUCAGUGUCCUGAGGGUAGCAGUGUGAGUCAUGAUGGAGGGACAUCUUCCUCCUCUGAAAGGUGUGAGUGCCACAUGGCUGCGCACCAGCUUCACUUCCUGGGUGGUGGACAUCAUCUUUCCCAUCCUGUGUGGAGUGGGGCUCUUUCUCCUGAUACUCCCCUGCCUCAAGAGUGACCCAUCCUCACCACCUGCUAGACAAAAGGGGAAUGUCAGGAAGAGUCAAGUGCAGAGAAGGGGAAAGAGCAGAAGCAGGAAGAAGAGCACCACUUUGAAAGCUUGUAGAGAGUUCCUGCAGGAAGCAGAGGAGGCACGGGGGCUGCUUUCACUUCUUCAAAGCCACCAGGGGAAGCCCCCUGACCAGGACAGAGCUCCUCAUCUCUUAUAUCAGGACUUCUUGGGAGAGCAGCAUGAACCAGCACUGGCCAGAGUCCACCAGCCUCAUGAGCGUGAUGCUUCACCUGCCAUCUUUACCUCGCCAGCUUCCCCAGCUCCUCUGCCUUCGGCCUCCUGCCUCUCACAGGAACCUCAUGAACUCCAUUCUGAUUUGCAGAGAAUCCCAGCUGGCCCUGUUCCAGAAAGCACCCCUCCAGGUAACUCCAAUUUGGCCUCUCUCAUCAUGGCCAUCUCAGGCCUUGACCACUUAAGUGGUUCAUUCUCACUCUUAUCCUGGUGGUGGGCAGCUGCCAAGACCUUUGUCUUCCUCAGUUCACUGCAUGGAAGAUCCCAGCAAGAGCAUGUUUCCCACCGUCCACAAGAGACCUCAUUCUGGGGUGAUCCCACAUGCAGGCAAUUGGAAGCUGAUGGCUCCUUGUUUGUCAGCUCUGAUGUUCGGAAGCUGCUAGAAAUACUCAUCUCCAAGAGAGUAGAACAGAUGUGGAAGGCAAAAGAAGAUGGGUCACUUCUGAAAGAAAUGCACCCAGGCCACUGCCUGAAUUCUUUGGGGAAUCUUUUGAGGUCCCCUCGUGAUAAGCAGGCUACCACCAUCUCACAGCCUUUAUGCGGGCUGAAAAACAAGCCAGUGCAGCCACUGCAUCCUCAGCAGCUCUCUUACCCUAAGGUCUUUGGGGAUCACUUGGAGCAGGAAUACAGCCAGCUUUUCUGGGGCCUCCCCUCCCUGCACAGUGAAUCCCUAGUGGCUAAUGCCUAUGUCUCCAGGAAGCCUCUCAAGUUCAAAAUUCCCUCAGUUAAAUUCAAUAUCAGCUCUAGUUCUCCAGUUCAAAUUCAGUCAUUGCCCCAACAUCUGGCCCAACCACACAAGUUAGAGACCCCACACCAUGUCCCAUGCUUUCCCACAAAACAACCAAUUUCAUCUCCAUCUGAGGUUAGGACCUGCAAAACAGCCUGCCCUACAUCCCAGCAGAGGGCACGAUCUAUCAUCCCAACCUAUAAUGAACAAAUGGAAUGGCCCUUUCAGAAGCCAGAGAAAGCAAGGAGGGCAAUACUUUCUCGUUGCCAAAAGUCUCAGGAACUCACUGGCCAACCCACUCUCAACCAUCCCCAGGGCAACCAGGAGGAUACAACAUCUUGUUGUACAUUUCAGGAGAAAACUGGCUCUAUCCUCUCAACUGAAAAUCAACAAAUUGAAUGGCCCUUGCAGAAGCAACAGGAACAGAGGAGGACUUUAGUCUCUCAUUUCCCGAACCCACAGGAAGUCACUGGCCAACCCACUCCCAAACUUCCCCAGGGCAGCCAGGCCUCCCACACCUACAAGGCUUCCUCCACUGUUCCUGGCUAUUCUAUUAGCUCUAAGCUCCGUGAGCCACCAAAACAGCAAAGUCAGGUGAGAUAUUUCAAAGAUAAAUGUCAAGAUGGUCCUCCCUACAGAGCCCAAGCAUCUUGGAAAGUGAUACAACCUCAAGAACAGUUCUUACAGACCUGUCAGUGCCAGGCAAAGGAUAGGCACCAGCACUGUCAGACCUGCCAGUCCAGUGUAUUUACAGGUAUAGGCAACAAUGAGGAGCAGAUUAUGGGGUCUAUGCGCUCUAGAAGAAUUUUUGGCAAGGGUUCGAUAAGGUUCAAACUAGACAAACCAAUCAAGAAUGUAGGGCAAGAUAGGAAAUGCUCAAAAGAUAUAGUCUGGAGUCCAGGUAGCACCUCAAUGAAGUUUCUGGAGAGUAAGAAAUCAGAAAGUUCUUUGACAACAUCUGGGAAGGGUGACUGUGAAAAUUAUGUAACCAAGAGCUCCAACAAGAAGCAUCUUGAAAAAAAUCUGAAAGCCCAUUUGGGCAGGAAGUUGGGGCAGAUCCAGGAGGGCAAGAUCCCUGUGAAAGUGCGUCGGUCCUUGUUUGCAGUCAACUGUGCUGCUCCCAAGUUUGACACCCAUCCAAAACCUAGAAAUUGCACCACCUCAAAAGGCCAGAGGUCCUUCACAGACACCACCAGGGAGCUUUCAUUUCUUGAUCCACACAUUCGACUGAUGCUAGAAACACACAUUAUAAGGUUCCGAGUGAGGCAAAAGUGGGGGCUACACCUCCAGGCUCUUGAGCCUAGAAAUCUCAAUUUAGGUGCAGUUCAAUCUUCAGCCCUUACACAGUCAGCCUUUUCAACCUCAGCUGUCCGUGAAUCUGGUGCCAAGUUGAGAGCCAAGGCUGCUGACUUCCUAAGAGAACUUCCUUGGAAAGGUCAAAGAGAGAAAGUUAUGACCAAAAAACCAGUUCCCACCCUAGAGAAGUGUCCACUUUCUCCCUCACCUACACAUAAGGAAGUCCAGAGGGCCCUAAAAGCCACGCCAUGUGGUAGUAACCGUAAGUCUUCAGUGGCUCCUCUGACUGGACAGCCAGGCAGGCUGCCUGCUCAGCCCCUCACUUAUAAUCUCCCAGGCAGAAACUGGCAGAGUCGCACUGUUCAUGGAGCUGGAAAAGACUGCUUAGAACUGAGUUCAAGGCAAGCCAUGACAAAGUAUGAGCCAUGGGAGGAUAGAGGAGACCUGGGCUCACCAGACCCUUGCUGCAGCACAAGAACAUUUAUGAUCAAUGCAGGAUCCCAAUCUCCAAGGGAGAAAAAGACCAAGGAGGCAGGGGAGGCUAAGGAGAAGGUCUCUACUUGGGAAGUCUCUGUGGGAACCAGUGUGGCAGCAAAGUCCCACAUUAAUGUGAGUCUGAAGAGUUUAGAAUCUCUGGGGAUGAAGAAAACACCCUCACCCUGUGAAAAUUCCACUGACCAGCAUCCAGGAGAACCAAGACAGAAAAGAAGGAUUACCAAGGAAUUGGAGCUCAAAGUGGAGGUAGAGUCAGAGAACCAGCCUCAAGACACAACCACCAACAUUAUCCAGCAAGAUAUACCCCCUGUGUUACUCUCUGAUACAGAUGUGCCCACAUCUAGGGGCCCACUGAGCAUCUCUCAGAGCGUGUCCACUAGUGACAUAUCAGCAGCUUUCCAGGAGCCAUAUGACCCUCUAUCAAGAAAGAGAAGCAGCCAAGGGCAGCAAGAACCCAGAAUCCCAAAAAUGAAGGACCCACAUAAGAGUGUGAUCAAAACAUUUGAUUCUCCUAACAGGAGAGAGGUCUGCAAGAGGCCUAAACCAGGAGAGAAAGAAAGGAUUGCAGGACAGAAGAUCCUCCCUGCCCAUGGGAGGAGCCACCCUGCCCAAGACAGGGAAACAGGAGACACCCUGGGGAUUAAGUCUUCCCCACUCCUGCCAAAGAAGGGACAGGUACCUCCAGAAAACCAUGUCAAGAAAAUGGUGUGCCUUAGCCCCAACAAAAAAGGCAAAGGGUGGGGAGAUUAUCUGCAAAAAGUGAAGCCAUCAUCUGCCAUUUCACAGAGCAAAGGAACAGUCAUAAGCAGAUAUUUUGUGGAGAAGAAGGAACAGGAGGCCCGGGCCAUCAUGACAUUUGUUGCCAAGAUUCUGGCAGACAAACUGAGGCUUCACUAUGGACGUGGUUCCUUAGAGUUAAGUUGGGCUAGGGAGGAUGCUCAGACUCUGGUGGGACGGAGGAGUCCUGGCCGCAAGAGUCCCUUAUAUCUAGAAGAAAGGAGAGUGGUGACAGAAGUGGAUUUUGGUCACCAAGUCAACCCCAAAGACCAAAGACAUCUCAUCAGCAAUAGAUGUGUCAGAGACAGGGACAGCAACUGGGACUCUCCACCCAGGAAGCCUGUGUCCCUAGGCAGCCCCUGCCAGGUCAGGCCAAGUGUGGCAGGUGCCUCUGGCCACCUUCAUCAUUACCCAACAGAGAGGGACCUUGAGAAAUGUGUCUCAUCUUGUCAACCAGGUCAUGAUUCCCACACCUUUUAUGGUGCAAAAACUUUUCUACUACAAAGAUGUCAGUUUGUGCAGAGAAAAGUUGUUUAGCCUCAUGUCAUUUGAUGCUCUGGGGACUGAUGGCUUCUUCUUAGAAAGGUAUCUCUUACUUCCUAAUACACAUGUAUUUUGUCCAGAGCUAGUGGCUUCUGUCUGUGCCAUGAUGGGGUGUAGGAAGGGGUCAGAGUAUGCUCUUCCUGACAUGGCUUCUAAAAGGUUUUGGGCAUGGAGGGAGCCUGACAGUGACGUUUCAGGCCCUCAUUCUAAAUUCCUGCAUGAUUCCUUAGGUUUUCACAAUCUAGUCAUUUGAGAAACUAGUAAUAAAGAGCCUUCAGGACUUCUCAGUUUGAGCAAACCUUAUGAAGACUUCACCCAGGAAUUCACUCAACUGAUCCUCCUUGCCUCCCCCUGACCUUGAACUUUUGUGCAGCUGUGGAAAGGCUUACACAGACAUUAUAGGGUCAAGAGGCUUCACACAUCACAAAGAGGGCACAAGAAGUUUACGGGGUGUCAUGAGUUGGUCAUGAGCUCAGAGGUGGGGAACACUUCCCUCACUGGUUCUCUUGGUAGGGAACAGACACAAACCUGCCCCAGGAGCCCCUUCUUUCUCAGAUGAGGGUUGAGAGAAAGAUGGGCCUUCCCAGCCUGUCUUGUCUCAGCCUUGAUGCCAUGACAGAAUCAUUCACUCUGCCUCCCUCUCUAGAACUGCGGCAAUGACAGAACCAGUAGCUCUGAGUGUGGCUGGGUGGGAGCUACAGGAUGGCUGCUGAGGGCCAUCCAGCCCCUGCAGAUACUUGCCUGCCUUCCUCUCUGUGCAAGGCUUCCUGUGUAGUAUCCACCUGAUGGUGGGCAUAGUGUCGUUGCUCCCCCAUUUGCUCAGGGAGGAAACUUCCUUCCCUUCACCACCAGUUGACCCCAUAACCAUAUCUCAUUGACUGAAGAAUCCCCAGCACUUCAAAUGAAAGACAAGAAAAGGAGGAAGAAAAGUUACCAUGGGAAGGGAGUAGAAACAUGAGAAAGAAGAGUCAUUAUCAACAAUUGAUUCCGUUCUCUAGCCAGACAUGUAAUUAACAAAUGUAAACCUUGAGGCAUAGAAAUGUUCCCCAAGCCAUACAUAUCCUCGCUUUCUUUUGACUCAGAACAAAUGCUUUCCACAUGGCAGCAUACAAUCUACAUGGAAGGAUUCUCUUCACAGACAGCCAGGAGAUAUCCUGAGGACACAUUAAUCAAGGUGAUAUCCCUGGGGGUAAUACUUCCUACACUACCAUUUAUGAUACAUAUUACCAUUUCAGCCCCCAAAGAAAUCUCUUCACCAUUUAGAUAACAUAUUUCAGAGUAAGGAAACCCUUCUAAUAGCAUUCUGUUAUUUUGAAUCAUGGUAUGGUUUACUAGGAAAAUCAUUACAAAUGAAAAUUUGACAUUUACUUCCAUGAACAACAGAGCAGCAUCUACCCUUCAAAUUAGUCAUCUCAGAAAUGUUGAAUAGUAAAGGCAAAGUACCAAAA